GGUUUUUUUUAUUCCUCGGGUAGCUCUUCUCAGUCAACUUGCCUAUUCUGUGAAUUAUUGCAGUGAUGGUUGUUAGAGCUGUGCUGACAAUUCUCGCGGCAUCAUCUUACAAGGUGGCGUGCUACUACGUGUACGACGUGAUACCCCCCGCGAUCCCAGAGAGCGUGAUGAUGUUGUCGAUGAGAUUGGUAAUUCGAGGAUGAGAGAAAUGUUGUAUUGGGGAAAGUUUCGGACGGGACUCGUUGACUCCGAUCUGAGGAAUUCCCGCUGCACAAUGCUCAUCGCACUUUCCCUAAGGUAGCUGAAAGGUAGCUGCCAUCUACAUGAUGUGUGGUUAUGAUGACCAACAUCGAAACCAUACCAGCAAAGGAAAAAAAAAGUAUCUAAAACCACCGCUUCAAAGUAACCAUAUCAUCCCGCUAUACCCAAUAAACCGCCAGCUUCGCUUCGCCAGCAACGUACCACGCCCUCGGGGCUUCUCUCACUCAUUCACUCGCUCACUCACCACCCUUACCACUACCACUACCACUACCACCACCUUUACCAUUACCACUACCACCACCACUACCACCACCUUUACUACCACCACCACCACCACCUUUACCAUUACCCUUCUCCCUAUCCUUAUCCUCACCAUCCCCAUCCCCAUCCACAGGAUCCAUCAAAGUAAGCCUCAGCCCCUCAAACGCAUUAUGAAAUUCACGAGUAUACGGCGACAUUUCCCCCAUCCGGUUAAGCUGCUGGACAAGUUUAUGCCUCUGGGCGAUAGUCAUCAUACAAGUUUUUCGCAGCAUAUUACUGUAGCAUUGGGAGUUAGGUUAGUUACCUAUACGAGAUCUGCACUCACGAAUAAAAAGAUAGGGGGAGGACUUGCGCUGCACUUAUAGCACUUGCGACACGCUUUUCCCUCUGGACGUCCAUUUCUGCUCGGAUUCUUUCCCUCUGCUCGUUCUGGUAGUGGGCUGCGAGGUUGAGGGCGGUGAGGAGACACACCUGGUAAGAUAUACGCG
Messenger RNA from Daldinia vernicosa, 1010 nucleotides. RefSeq lists its product as uncharacterized. Bases 324 to 887 code for a protein of 187 amino acids. The record is from RefSeq and is a predicted model, not a curated record. The transcript is spliced from 2 exons. Lineage: Eukaryota; Fungi; Ascomycota; Sordariomycetes; Xylariales; Hypoxylaceae.